Messenger RNA from Lycium ferocissimum, 957 nucleotides. RefSeq lists its product as uncharacterized. The transcript has a single exon. The coding region runs from base 24 to 737 and encodes 237 amino acids. NCBI's taxonomy places the organism in Eukaryota, Viridiplantae, Streptophyta, Magnoliopsida, Solanales, Solanaceae. The record is from RefSeq and is a predicted model, not a curated record.
UUGAGUCUGAAUCAGAAUCGGACAUGGAUGACGAGGGCAUCACACAAGUAUGGGACUGUCCUCGUGCUAAAUUUCACAACUUUGACAAAGAAAAUGAAAUAGGAAAGUUUCAUGUUGACCAAGUUUGGGCGUGUUAUGAUGAUUUAGAUGGUAUGCCUAGACUCUAUGCUCGAGUUGAAAAGGUUUUUACUCCAAAAUUUAAGUUACAAAUGGUCUGGUUAGAGGCUGAUACAGAGGAAAAUCAUUGGACAAAUCAUGAGUUAUCGGUUAGUUGUGGUAGAUUUAGACUCGGGAGCUCUUUAGAUGUUUCGAAUCGCCAUGUAUUCUCUCAUCAAAUGCAGUGCAAAAGGGACAUCCAUGGUUAUUAUCUGAUAUAUCCUACGAAAGGGGAGACUUGGGCCAUUUGGAGCGCUGAACGACUAGAAGAAUAUGAGAUCGUGGAGGUACUUUCUGAUUUUGUUGAUGAUGUUGGUAUAAGGGUUAGUUAUCUGGAUAAAGUCAGUGGAUUUGUGAGCAUUUUCGAAAGGAGAUGCUGUGGAAGUGCCUCAUUUGUGAUACCAGAAAACGAAUUACGCAGAUUUUCUCAUAAAGUUCCCUCUUUUAAAUUGACACAAACUAUAAAAGAGUGUUUUGAACUUGAUCCUGCUUCUCUACCUAAUUAUCCAGAUAAUGCAGGGUACAACGAAAAGGUUAUGGUCAAAUAUGAGGCAGCGGAUGAUGUCUCUACCUUCAAGUAACAAAGAGAAGGGAUCUAUAGGGACUUAUCUAGUUCAUUUAAGGCCUUACUCUCCAUCAUUCUUGUGAGGUAACAAUCUUUCGGAAGAAAUUAUAGUUUCAAUAGUGCUCGAUGUAUGAAUAGAUGAGAUAUGAGAUGCUUUAAGGAGCUUGUAGAUGAUGUAUAGGACAGUAGGCUAUUGCUGCUCUUGGCAACUAGAUCUAUGCUUUGAAAACAAAGUU